AUGCAAAAACAUGUAGAGAAAAUCCUGUUGGUUCUGAUAGUUGGAGAGUUUGUAAUUGGGGUUCUAGGGAAUGGAUUCAUGGCACUGGUGAACUGCAUUGACUGGGUCAAGAGUAAGAAACUAUCAACUUCUGAUCUCAUCCUGGUUGUCCUGGGCAUCUCCAGAAUUGGUCUAUUGUGCUUGAUUAAAUGGGAUAGUUUUCUAUUCAUAUUCUUUUUGGAUAGAACAGAAGAUGAGUACCAAAAUCUUAUUAGGGAUUUAUUUUGGAUAAUUACCCACAUUUCAAGUGUUUGGUUUGCUACCUCUCUCAGCAUUUUCUACUUACUAAAGAUUGCCAACUUCUCCCAUCCUUUCUUCUUCUGGCUGAAGUGGAGAAUCAAUCAAGUGGUCCACAUACUUAUGGUGGGGCCCUUAUUCAUCUCUGUAUCCUAUGAAUCCAUAAAGUUAGUGGAAAUUUACUCUGCUUGGACUCUUAGUAGAAAAGAGAAUGAGAGAAAUGAAUCUCAAGAGGUCCAAAUGAAUAGAAAGCAUUACUUUAUUGAACAGAUUGGAAUAAAUAUUCUAAAUAUUCCUCCCUUCAUUCUUUCUAUCAUAUCCUGUUUCCUGCUACUUUACUCCUUAUGGAGGCACUCCCAGAAGAUGCAGCUCAAAGUCAAGACCUCCAGAGACCCCAGCAUAGAGGCCCAUGAAAGAGCAAUGAAAGCCAUGCUUUCCUUCCUUAUCUUUUUACUAUUCUAUUAUAUCGGCAUCUUCCUCACCUACAAGAACUUCUCAAAGCUGAUUUCCAUGUUUGGUAUGACAUUAAUGUCCCUUUAUCCCACAGGACAUUCACUGAUACUGAUUCUGUGGAACAGCAAGCUAAAACGUGCUGCCCUAUUGGUGUGGAGGCAGAUGAAAUGCUGUCUGAAAUUCAAUAAAUCCUGA
Messenger RNA from Gracilinanus agilis (Agile Gracile Mouse Opossum), 924 nucleotides. Its product is annotated as taste receptor type 2 member 10-like. Bases 1 to 924 code for a protein of 307 amino acids. Gene Ontology annotation, biological process: G protein-coupled receptor signaling pathway; detection of chemical stimulus involved in sensory perception of bitter taste; sensory perception of taste. The transcript has a single exon. NCBI's taxonomy places the organism in Eukaryota, Metazoa, Chordata, Mammalia, Didelphimorphia, Didelphidae. Gene Ontology annotation, cellular component: membrane. The record is from RefSeq and is a predicted model, not a curated record. Gene Ontology annotation, molecular function: G protein-coupled receptor activity; bitter taste receptor activity.